This is a messenger RNA of Megalobrama amblycephala (Wuchang bream), 2196 nucleotides long. RefSeq names its product group XIIA secretory phospholipase A2-like. The record is from RefSeq and is a predicted model, not a curated record. Gene Ontology annotation, biological process: phospholipid metabolic process; arachidonate secretion; lipid catabolic process. NCBI's taxonomy places the organism in Eukaryota, Metazoa, Chordata, Actinopteri, Cypriniformes, Xenocyprididae. The transcript is spliced from 6 exons. Bases 222 to 1514 code for a protein of 430 amino acids. Gene Ontology annotation, cellular component: extracellular region. Gene Ontology annotation, molecular function: A2-type glycerophospholipase activity; calcium ion binding.
GGAGGAGAACUGGCACUCUGCUGGCCCCAGGACCAUGACAAAAGCUGAGAGAACAACUCUCAACAUCCUCAGCAAAACAGUAACUGAUACGAUAAUGGAUAUCAUCGAUCAAACCACCAAAAAUCCUGAGAUAGUCAGGAAAGAAAACAGGAGCUCAAUCUGCUGAUGAAGAGCUGCAUGAGUCAGAACUUUUUGAAAGUAAAACUCCAAAGCCUGAUAUAAUGAGACUUAAACUUGGACCAAGUUCUGAAACAAAGUUAGAGGCCCUUGAUUCAGAACAGCAAGUGGAGCUUGAGGAUGUACAUGAUGAAGCUCCGUUUGAAAGUAGCAGCCAGCCAGGAACAGAGGAAGAAGCCUCUCAAGGUUUAACUUUGCCAUAUAAUCUUCUAGAGAGUGUUGUUGAUGGACUGCUCGCAAAGCUGAAGGCUACAUAUCAUGUUGACAUUUUUGGCAUUUAUUUUUCUGAAGCUCUUGACGUCAGUCUGGCAAAGGGACUGGCAAACCUGGAAGGAAUUAAUGUUACUAGUAGUUUCAGUCUUAGCAAUAAGUCUUUUCCCGACGAGAACGAUACUGUUUUACAAAUUGUAAAUGAAGCUCAUGGCACCCUGACACAAAAGAACUACCUGAAGGCAGUUUGGCAUGAAACUGAAAUGGCUGUAAUCUAUCUCACAGCUAUCCUAUUUGCAGUUAUCCUUGAAUACAUGGUGUUGUGUCCUAAGGCACAAAAGAAUAACUUGACUAGUGAAAGCUUUACCUUAUGUGGAUCAAACACUGGGUCUUGGAAUCCUCCUGUAAUUAAUGAGUUUUGCAUCGAAAUGCAGGCCUGUGCUGCAUCUCCAUCACCUGUGGAGGAUAUUGAUUCAUCUCUUUGCAACACCGCUCAAGCUAGCGUCAAUGACAUGAGGUCUGGAAAGUACCAGGAUUCUGGCCAGGGAGGAAUAGAUGAAUUAUGCUGUGAAGACCAGAGACUAGAUUCUGAUAAACCUCUCGGUCCAGCUCUCAGAGACGUCACACCUAAAGUAAGGAGGAAAGACUGGAGAAAGACCUUAAAAUCCAUCCGAAACGGGAUUCACAGGAUAGACAAAUACCUUAACAUGGCUUUGGACCUGAUCGGAGGUUCAGACGGACGGUGUCUCUUUAAGUGCAGCGACGGGUACACACCAAUUCCUCGCCCCAACUACAAACCUGCUCCACCCAACGGAUGUGGCUCCCCACUGUUUGGGUUUCAGUUUGAUGUUGGGAUCCCAUCUAUGACCAGAUGCUGUAAUGAGCAUGAUCAAUGCUAUGAUACCUGUGGGAGAAAGAAAAAUGACUGUGAUGAGCAGUUUCAGGUCUGUCUGGAGAGCAUUUGUGGGCAUUUACAAAUGACACUGGGCUUGUCCCAAAGUGUUCAAGCCUGUGAGUCAGCAGUGACUUUGCUCUUUGAUACUGUCAUGCACAUGGGAUGUAAGCCUUACCUGGAUAGCCAAAGAUCAUCCUGUAUUUGUCACUAUGAGGAGAAGGCUGAUCUAUGAACACUAGUUAUGUAUAUUGUGAUAUACUGAUUGAUUGUUAUUGUCUCAGGGUACAGCACAACUCAUUACCUUAUGUUUUUUGUUUGUAUUUGUUUAUUUCAUUGUGAGCUGUUUAUGUUGUAAUUGCAAAAGAAGUGAGAUUAAUGUGAUUCUAAAUAUAUAAUAAUAUAUAAAAUAUAUUUAUAUUUAUAAAUGUAUAAAAUGAACUUGAUUCUAAAUAAGAUCUAAUAUAAAUACUGCUGUUCCUUUUCAUUAUAUAUAUAUAUAUAUAUAUAGUGAAUACAAAUAAAGUGACGCUAUUCAAAAUCAAUGUAUCAUUAUGCAUAUAUUCUUCUGUUAUCUAAAUCAGUAUUUAAUUCAUCUUAAACUAGUAUGAUAAUUUUCUUUAUUAUGCUCUACACAAAAGAAGAUAUUUGGAAGAAUGUUUGUAACCAAGCAGAUUUUGUUAUUCAUUCAUUAUUAUAUAAUUAACUAUGAAUAGCACAGAAUAGUCAUAGUCAAAGCUUUUCCAAAUCAGAAUUUUAAUAUAAAGGCAAUGAGUAAUAGAGUAAGCAAAUUGACAUCUUAUGCCUUAACGUAUCAGUUUGCAUGUUUUCACAAUAGCCAGUGGCCAAAGCACUUCAUCACAGUAUGUCUAGUAACAGCUAAUCUCAAACACGCUCACAAAAAAACCUAGAAUAUU